AUGGGUUGCGUGAGCUCGAAGCAGGCGGUGUCCGUCACACCAGCGCUGGACCAUUCCGGCGGGUUCGGGUCGGGCCGGGUUCAGGUCGGAUUGGAUCAGCACCCUAGUUUCAACAAGAGUGGGGAUCACCGUCACCAUUAUCAGGUGGUCGUAAGUUGCGGAGGGAGCGAGUUGGGUGAGUCAGGAAGAGUUCCGAGUUCAAAUGGCGAGUCCUUGAGCUUUAGAUUGAGGAAUUUGCACAAGUACAUUGAAGGUGAGCAGGUGGCCGCAGGUUGGCCCGCCUGGCUAAGCGCCGUCGCUGGCGAAGCCAUUCACGGUUGGGUACCUCUCAAGGCUGAUGCUUUUGAGAAAUUGGACAAGAUAGGACAGGGGACAUAUAGCAGUGUGUUCCGAGCACGUGAGACUGAAACUGGGAGGAUUGUUGCUCUGAAGAAGGUUCGGUUUGACAAUUUUGAGCCUGAGAGCGUUCGAUUUAUGGCAAGAGAGAUACUGAUUCUUCGUAGGCUUGACCACCCCAACAUCAUGAAAUUGGAUGGAUUAAUUACUUCACGGUUAUCAUGUAGCAUAUACCUUGUCUUUGAGUACAUGGAGCAUGAUAUCACUGGACUCUUGUCUUGCCCUGAUGUCAGGUUCAGUGAGUCUCAGAUUAAGUGCUACAUGAAGCAGUUAAUAUCAGGACUUGAUCACUGUCACUCAAAAGGUGUAAUGCAUCGGGACAUCAAAGGAUCAAAUCUUCUUGUAAACAAUGAAGGUAUACUGAAGGUAGGAGAUUUUGGAUUGGCAAACUUCUGCACUUUCGGGCACAAACAACCUUUAACCAGUCGUGUUGUGACUCUGUGGUACCGUCCUCCUGAACUUUUGUUGGGUUCCACUGAUUAUGGAGCAUCUGUGGAUCUUUGGAGUGUAGGCUGUGUAUUUGCAGAACUUCUUCUUGGAAAACCUAUCCUUCAAGGGAGAACAGAGGUUGAACAAUUACACAAAAUUUUCAAGCUUUGUGGGUCCCCGCCUGAAGAAUACUGGAAAAAGUCUAAACUUCCUCAUGCAACUUUAUUCAAACCUCAGCAACCUUAUGACAGUUGUCUUCGAGAGACCUUUAAAGAUUUGCCAACAACUGCUGUGAACCUGAUUGAAACUCUUCUCUCAGUAGAGCCUUACAAGCGUGGGACUACUACUUCUGCUCUUGCAUCUGAGUAUUUCAGCACAAAACCUUAUCCAUGUGAUCCAUCAAGCUUUCCAAAAUACCCACCUAGCAAAGAGAUUGAUGCAAAAUACCGCGAGGAGUCAAGGAGGAAAAAGAUCAGUGGGAGAGGUCGUGGCACUGAAACAAGAAAGUGUACGAGAAAACCAUGCAGAAUCAGUAAAUUGGCACCAGGAGAGGAUCUAGCAGCUCAAAUGCAAUGUGCUCAAAUCAAUACCAGUAAUAUGCGUAUUCCAAAGGGAGGAGCUGGCAAGUCUGGUGGAGAGGCACGGAAGCAAUCGAUUGAUAAGUUUGAAGAGAUUUUCCAUAUAAAGAAUGCAUCCCAAGGAGACAUUCCAUUUUCUGGCCCAUUGCAAGUUUCUAGUUCAAGUGGUUUUGCUUGGGCAAAAAGGCAAAAAGAUGAUGCAUCCAUAAGAUCCCACAUCAGGUCUAUUUCAAGAGGUUGUUCUAAUAAUGGAUUAGAACCCUCUUCUGCAUUGCAAGAGAAGAAUAAUUCUGACUCUAAAGGACAUGAUAAAGGGGAUCUCAUAUAUGGAGUUCGUACCAAUUCUAGAGGCCAUGAUUCAUAUGGGAUUUCUAAGCUUGCUUUGCAGAAACAAUGGAGUCAGUUUGAACGUCCAGAUUCUUUUGAUGCUUCUGAGGAGUACCAUUCACAAGAACUAUCAUUGGCCCUUUAUCAAAGAGAGGGAAUGGAAGCCAAGAGAAGUAAUUUGGUUUUUCAAGAUCAAGCGGCCAAGGUUGACUUUUCUGGACCCUUGUUAUCCCAAACGCACAGAGUGGAUGAACUCUUAGAAAGACAUGAGCGCCACAUUCGCCAGGCAGUCCGAAAAUCAUGGUUUAAAAAAGGCAAGAAGCAUGGAAAGUGA
Messenger RNA from Dovyalis caffra, 2064 nucleotides. NCBI's taxonomy places the organism in Eukaryota, Viridiplantae, Streptophyta, Magnoliopsida, Malpighiales, Salicaceae. The record is from the annotation of a GenBank genome assembly.